AUGGGCAAGUACACGAUCCGCGUGGCCACCAGGGACUCCCUCCUAGCGUGUUCCUGCAACCAGGUGCAGCUGGGGCUGGUGGGCGAGCACCGGGAGGCCGACCUGGGGAAGAAGCUGCGGCCGCUGUGCCGCGAGACGGAGUUCGGAGUCCGCGUCCGGGUCCACCUGGGGCGCCACCUGUUGGUGAAGCUGCGCAAGCACAAAGACCUGAGAGACUCCGACUGGUUCUGCCCCUGGAUCUCAGUGCGCGGCCCCGGGAUCCACGGCGAGGCCUUUUCCCCCUGCUACAGCUUGCAGGGCAACCGGGUCAUCUGCCUGCCCGAGGGCACUGCAGCCCGGACCGUGAGCAACGACCAGAACCUGUUUAAGACGCAUCGGGAACAGGAACUCCAGGAAAGGAAGACGGUGUACCGGUGGGGCUCCUGGAAAGACGGGUUAAUCCUGCCUGUAGCGGGGAGAACGCCGUCGGACCUUCCCAGGAAUGAGAGAUUCCACGAGGAUAAGGAUCUCGACUUCUCUUUCUCGCUCGCAAGAGCGCUGGAGGGCUUGGUCCUCAAGGGGACACUGGACCUCACAAAUCCAGUUAAAAGACUCGAAGAUUUCCAAAGAAUAUUCCCGCGUGCAAAGACUGCUCUGGCUGAGCGGGUUCGAAAUUCCUGGAAGGAUGACACCCUCUUUGGGUACCAGUUCCUCAACGGUGCAAACCCCAUGCUCCUGAGGCGGUCCGCCAGCCUCCCAGCCCGGCUGGUGCUGCCUCCAGGGAUGGAGGACUUGAAGACCCAGCUGGAGAAAGAACUCCAGGCUGGAUCUCUGUUUGAAGCCGAUUUCUCCCUCCUAGAGGGGGUCAAGCCUAAUGUCAUCAUCUUGAAACAACAAUAUGUGGCCGCCCCUCUGGUCAUGCUGAAGCUCCAGCCUGACGGACAACUCUUACCCAUGGUCAUCCAGCUGCAGCCUCCUUAUCAUGGAUGCCCCCCACCCAUGCUGUUCCUGCCCUCCGAUCCCCCUCUGGCCUGGCUGCUGGCCAAGACCUGGGUCCGUAGCUCUGAUUUCCAGCUGCACCAGUUACAGUCACACCUCCUGAGGGGACACCUGAUGGCUGAGGUUAUUUCUGUGGCCACAAUGAGGACCCUGCCCAGCCUGCAUCCCAUCUACAAGCUCCUGAUCCCUCACUUCCGCUACACCAUGGAGAUCAACAUCCUGGCCCGGAGUAAUCUUGUCUCCAAAUGGGGCAUUUUUGAUCUGGUGGUGAGCACCGGUAGUGGAGGCCAUGUGAACAUUCUCCAGAGAGCCACCACUUGCUUGACCUACCGUUCCCUCUGCCCUCCUGAUGACCUGGCUGACCGUGGGCUCUUGGAUGUGAGGUCUUCCCUCUAUGGCCAAGAUGCCCUCAGGCUGUGGGGAAUCAUCAGCCGGUACGUGGAGGGCAUGGUCGGUCUUUUCUACAAGAGUGAUGAGGCUGUGAGGGAUGAUCCGGAGCUGCAGGCUUGGUGCAGAGAGAUCACUGAGACCGGGCUGCAGGGUGCCCAGGACCGGGGGUUCCCUGUCUCCUUAGACUCCCGGGCUCAGCUCAGGCACUUUGCCUCCAUGUGCAUCUUCACAUGCACUGGUCAGCAUGCUUCUGCCCACCUGGGCCAGCUGGACUGGUACUCCUGGAUCCCCAAUGGCCCGUGCACCAUGCGGAAGCCCCCGCCCACCUCCAAGGAUGUGACAGAGAAGGACAUAGUGGACUCACUGCCCACUGCCCACCAAGCCCGUAUGCAGAAGACCUUCACAAAGUUCCUUGGCAGACGCCAGCCCGUCAUGGUGGCCUUGGGGCAGCACAAGGAGAACUAUUUCUCGGGCCCUGGCCCCCAAGCUGUUCUGGAGAAAUUCCGGGAGGAACUGGCUGCCUUGGACCAGGAGAUAGAGGUCCGCAGUGCAGGCCUGGACCUGCCCUAUGAGUACUUUCGCCCCACCAUGGUGGAGAACAGUGUGACCAUCUGA
Messenger RNA from Odobenus rosmarus divergens (Pacific walrus), 1983 nucleotides. Its product is annotated as arachidonate 12-lipoxygenase, epidermal-type-like. The record is from RefSeq and is a predicted model, not a curated record. Gene Ontology annotation, biological process: lipid oxidation; linoleic acid metabolic process. Gene Ontology annotation, molecular function: protein binding; iron ion binding; arachidonate 12(S)-lipoxygenase activity. Lineage: Eukaryota; Metazoa; Chordata; Mammalia; Carnivora; Odobenidae. Gene Ontology annotation, cellular component: cytosol; plasma membrane.